AUGGUCGUACCCAGUGAUGUUUAUCCAUUAAUUCAUGCUUUGUUGACAAGCACUGGCCUGAAAAAGACCGCAUCUGCACUGGUUAAAGAAGCCAAGCUACAGCCCAAGGUUUUUCAAAAUGAGCAUGAUUUGCUGGACGUGUACCAGUUUUACCUGACGCACAAGAUUAAGAAAGCUAAGGUAUCAACUAAUUUGGAGCUUGACGUGGUUGAAAAGCCAUCGAAGAAGCGGAGUAAAAUUAGCAGCUCCAGCAGUAGUAGCAGCAGUUCGGAUUCGGAGAAGGAGAAGACAAAAAAGAAGGUGACGACAAAGAAGGUUACGUCUAGCAGUAGCAGUAGCAGUUCUGAUUUGGAGGAGGAGAAAGAGAAAGCACAGAAGGUCACAUCCGGUUGCAGUAAGAAAGACAAGAUACCUAAGAAGACCAAGAUGAAGACUUCAGUGAUUGAAAAAGCCAAGUUGUUGAGCUUGGACUUGAACGAUGCGUCGAAAGGAGAGAAAAGGACAAAGAAGAAGCGUAUAGAGAAACCUGCUGUCGUUAAAAAGCAGGAAUCCAGUAGCUUAGAGGACUCGUCCGAUUCGAGUGAUGCAUCGAGUGAGGAAGACACGAAGAAUAGCAAGAAGACUGUACGUGGCAGUAUGAAGAGGAUUGAAGCUGCGGCUGACCUCUCAACUUCAGACAGCUCGGACAAUUCGUCGGACUCUUCGGAUGAGGAGAAGCCAAAGUUUAACAAACGCAAGGCUAAGACUUAUGCUGCUGAAAAGAAUACUAAGAAAGCCAAGCCUGAAGUAGACUCUAGCUCUGACGACAGCUCGUCGUCAAACGAUGGAUCCUCCGACUCUUCAGACUCGGAUUCGGAUUCAGACACGUCAGAUCGUGAGAAGGCACAAAAGGAAGAGGCUUUGCGCCGUGAACAGGCCGCAAAGGCUGCACUGGAGUGGCAGCCGAAAGAGAUUGAAAAGGUGGUAACGAAGACCAAAUCGGCGGGUACACCAUUCCAGCGUGUCGACGGUGAGUUCUGGUCGAAGAAGAUUUUGGACGACACGCUGCGUGACAACAGCUACGAAGGCACUUUUGGUAUUGAUGGCGUCGGUGUCAAGGCCAACAACAAGCUCGUGAAGACGCGUGGAAAGGACUUCACAAAGGGUAAGAAUAAACUCAAGCGCUCGACAUACAUGUGUGGUGCCAUUAGUAUGGCUUCGAAUUCGUUCAAGUUUGAAGACUAG
This is a messenger RNA of Peronospora belbahrii, 1224 nucleotides long. Lineage: Eukaryota; Oomycota; Peronosporomycetes; Peronosporales; Peronosporaceae. The record is from the annotation of a GenBank genome assembly.